CAAACCCUGCCUCUUCCUUUCUGGACAAGAAUCGCCGGCCAACAUGGCUCCGAUUAAGAAGCAGGUCGUCAAAAAGACCAAGACGGGUGGCAAGAAGAAGAAGCAGGCCCUGAAGUUCACCCUGGACUGCACUCACCCAGUGGAGGAUGGCAUCAUGGAUGCUGCCAACUUUGAACAGUUCCUGCAGGAGCGCAUCAAGGUCAACGGUAAAGCUGGGAACCUGGGUGGUGGCGUGGUGUCCAUUGAAAGGAGCAAGAGCAAAAUCUCUGUGAAUUCUGAGGUGCCAUUCUCCAAAAGGUACUUGAAAUACCUGACCAAGAAGUACCUGAAGAAGAACAAUCUGAGGGACUGGCUGCGUGUGGUGGCCAACACCAAGGAGAGUUAUGAACUGCGAUACUUCCAGAUCAACCAGGAUGAGGAAGAGGAGGAGGACGAAGACUAAAUCCAUGCUUGCUUUUGUCAAUAAAAUGUCUAAAGAACAAAA
Molecule: messenger RNA, 484 nt
Organism: Oncorhynchus masou masou (cherry salmon)
Lineage: Eukaryota; Metazoa; Chordata; Actinopteri; Salmoniformes; Salmonidae
Product: large ribosomal subunit protein eL22-like
Exons: 4
Coding region: 44-442 (132 amino acids)
Biological process (GO): cytoplasmic translation
Cellular component (GO): ribosome
Molecular function (GO): structural constituent of ribosome; RNA binding
Source: RefSeq, a predicted model, not a curated record